ACACCUAACAGGAUGUUCCUGAAUGCCAUUCAGCGAUUGGACAUUGUGUGUUAACAGGCGUUCUUUGAAACUAGAAGGCAUUUAUGAAGUAUCACUUGACACUAAUAAAAGACUUAUUAAUAACAUAAUCUCCAAAACAGGGUGUUUAUCGGGCCAUGAUUCUUGUAAAAAUGGACUCCCAUUGUGUGGCAGAGGGCAGGCCAGUCGAGGUGGACGGCACCGGCUUGAACGGUGAGCUCAUGGUCGCAUUUGUGUGCGAUCCAGCUCCUGUCCACAGCUGUCACACAGGGCCUGACGUGGCUUUACAUUCCUGCUGUGAGCUAUAAGUCCUGUUCAGAUCUCAGUCUGGCAGGUCUGCUGGCAUUAGUGAAAGUUUGCGACUUGCAAAUACUCUGGGUUAACUUCUUUCUAUAUUUUAUUUUGUCAUAAUGGACGAGAACAUCCUCUGGGCGACGUCUGUGGUUGAUAGAAGAGCGGCUCUUGAUGAACGGGAGGAGGCAGAGGGUCAAGUGAGAAAGAUCUCCUCUGAUCUGAGAAGUGAGAUUGUUGAUCUGGGGGGUGCAGAGAACAUUAUUGAGCUGCGUAUGAAGAAGAAGAUCAGGAACAAAACCGCAAAAGCUCCCAAAGACCCAAUGGAUGUUCCAGUGGAACCUGUGGAACAGGAUGAGUUUUUAAAAGCAGCAGCUCAGGGAAAGAUUGAAGUAGUUGAGAAAUUUCUGGAAGAUGGAGGAGAUCCCAACAUCUGUGAUGAGUUCAAGAAAACAGCCCUGCAUCAGGCUGCUUUGGAAGAUCAUGCUAAAAUAUUGGAAAAAUUACUGGACAAAGGUGCUGAUAUCAACUUUAAAGACCGGCUGGACUCCAGAGCUGUACAUUGGGCUUGCAGAGGUGGAAGUCUCUCAGCACUAAAGGUUCUUCAGGACAGGGGAGCUGACAUCAAUGUCAGAGACAAAUUGCUUAGCUCACCUUUGCAUGUGGCCACACGGACAGGUCACAGUGAAGUGGUCCAACAUCUUUUAACCAGUGGAAUCAAUAUUAAUGCCAAAGAUUGGGAAGGAGACACGGCACUGCAUGAUGCUGUCAGAUUAAAUCGAUAUAAAAUUGUCAAACUCCUUAUACUAGCAGGAGCCGAUAUGCAGAUCAAGAAUGCUGAGGGCAUUACGGCCACAGAACAGGUGAAGCAAUGGCAGUUUGACACAAAGGAGACACUGGAGAAACUAGAACAGAUGUGAGAGGUUGGUCUGGUCUGACAGACUCAUGGAGAUGCAUUGGAUUCAUUAGAGCGUCUGUGAACAGGUGCACAGCUGGAGAACAACCCCACCUCUGUCUGAGUAACUAUUUACUUUCUGUGUUAAUUAGUGAUGAAAGGUGCCUGUCCUCACUAAUUCAUUAGUAUACUGGAUAAAUGAGCUUUUAUUAAUCUAUAUACCAAUGAGGCUUAAAAUGUGUAUUUUGUAUAUUUGCAGGAGUUAUUAUUAAAAGAGAGCAUGGUAAAACAGGUAGGGUCCAGAAACAGCAAACAGUAACAGCAGAGACAAGGCAAAAGAGAAUCCAUGUAUCAUUCCUUCAUUCGUAUUUUUUAAUUUAAUAUUGAAAGUAGAAAAAUGAUAAAACGGCUCAUUAUUGUUUUUUUUGUUUUUUUUUUGGAAUAAUG
Carassius carassius (crucian carp) is the source of this 1651-nucleotide messenger RNA. RefSeq names its product ankyrin repeat domain 2 (stretch responsive muscle) (gene ankrd2). Gene Ontology annotation, molecular function: RNA polymerase II-specific DNA-binding transcription factor binding. Gene Ontology annotation, cellular component: nucleus. Lineage: Eukaryota; Metazoa; Chordata; Actinopteri; Cypriniformes; Cyprinidae. Gene Ontology annotation, biological process: regulation of transcription by RNA polymerase II. Bases 429 to 1229 code for a protein of 266 amino acids. The record is from RefSeq and is a predicted model, not a curated record. The transcript has 8 exons.